Molecule: messenger RNA, 2844 nt
Organism: Nasonia vitripennis (jewel wasp)
Lineage: Eukaryota; Metazoa; Arthropoda; Insecta; Hymenoptera; Pteromalidae
Exons: 9
Coding region: 907-2496 (529 amino acids)
Molecular function (GO): protein binding
Source: RefSeq, a predicted model, not a curated record
CUUCAUGCAUCAUAGCGAUUCGAGAUUUUGCCGAGUUACAAGCUCUAUAUAGCUGUGUGUGCCGCUGUCAUUUUUCUUUUAAGAUGAUUAGAGAAAGGAAAUUUUACGAUAACGCAAACGCAGACAAAUAAUUAACUAAUACUUAAAACAUUCAAGGUAAAAAAUAUUGAAUAGCUUAUAAAUGGAGGGAACGCAAAAAUCGUUGGAGUGUCCAUUCACGUGGGGCAUAGACGAGGAUAUGGCUCGCGAAUUCGACGAGAGCCAAGAGAUAGUUGUUGAAGUCGAAGAGCAGACUGUCCUGGCCCUCGUCAACUCCCUGUCGAUUACUUAUUUUCUCUUACGGGCCAAUUACUAAUUACCGAAGUUUUCGCUUUUUUGGCGAUUUUUACACUAUUUUAAAAUUGCUCGCAACUUUUGAUAUGAAGCUGCAGUUUACUUGAAGGAAGCUGGAAAAAAUGGCAAUGACAUAGCUAAUUUUGAUUACGCCGACGUUAUGAUGAAAUUGUCCAAUGGGAAUUUCGAUUAUUUAGGACACUUGCAGUGGAUGUUUGAGAAAUGUAAGAAUGUCAAUAAAAAAACAAACGAUUCUUUUGCAUAUAUCCAUGCAGUUUUAUAAAAAAUCUGACCUGGAUAAUGCCUUAAAAAAUGUAUUGAAAGCCAUCGAGCUCAAUCCUGACAGCAAACAAUUGAAGGAUUUCAAAAACGUUACCUUCAACUGGAAUGAGCAUCUGAAUAUUUUCGGUUUGGUCUUGAAGGUUUGGUUGCCGUUGUACUCAUCUUCUACACAACGACGAGAGUGUCCGGCUGACAUGGAAAGCGUUUUGGAACGGUUGAAGGAGCUUUGUCAAAAGCAAAGAAACGAUCCUUCGACGCCUCUUAAAAAUACGCAUAUGUAAUAACAAGUUGAUGUUAAUAAAAUAUAAUCAAGGAAGGAACGCGGGAGCACCCGGUGGCAAGUCAAAUGCAGCCAACAAGUGUAUACUUUGCGCAUCUUUGCUACAGACAGCAAUAUCCGACCUGCAGUAUAGGGUAAAAAACAAUCGAAGCUCGAUCGGAUUGAGAGAACAAAGGUUUGGUUACAGCUUGAUUAUCCUCAAGACGCGGGAGUUUCUUAGGUUAUACCUAGCUGCAAUUUGCGACCUGCAAAUGGGGGAAACGCAUAAAUCGUUGGAGUGUCCAUUCACGUGGGGCAUAGACGAGGAUUUGGCUCGCGAAUUCGACGAGAGCCAAGAGAUAGUUGUUGAAGUCGAAGAGCAGCCUGUCCUGGCCCUCGUCAACUCCCUGUCGAUUACUUAUUUUCUCGCUGUUCAGAAGAGUCAUAGGGAUGCCCUGAACAAAUUGCACGAGUCACAAGAGAUUUUUAAGCAGCUUGACAAGAGAACAUUAGAAAAUGACGCAACAUCGCACGAAGUUCUAGAGCACAUAACGCAGGCCACGGCGUACCACGUUCACACUCUGCUGGACAUGACCUCCGAGGCGAAGAAGGCGAUGAGCGAACUAAAGGAUUCGAAAGCUCUUCGCAGCAAGCCUGAGCUGGGCAGCAUCUACGGCUGCAGGAGCAUCGCCUGGUCGUGUUUCCACGAAGCCGGCUGCCAGCGAGUCGUGCCACUGGCCGAAGCGGCCGUUUCCAGCAGCCCCACCUGUUCGCUGUGGCACCACAUUCUGGGCAAGAGCUUGAGACACGUCAGACGCAACGUCGACGGGCUUCACAAGCCAUCGCCGAGAGAAAAGUCGUGUCUUCUCAGGAGCUACGAGCUGUCGCCGAUUCCGUUUUACGGUAUUCACGUUGCGCAGAUGUACAGGGAGAGCGAGGAGAGGGAGAAAUGCAGGAAAAUCUAUUCGGACAUCUACGAGUCCCGUCCGACCAGCGUUGGCAUCAAUCUCCGUUUGGGCAAGGCUUUUACGACGUUCAACGAUUUUGUCAAGGCGGAAGAAUGCCUCAAUCGAGCGGGAGAAAAAAACCAGCAGAAUCCGAUGUAUCUUCAUUACAAAGGAUGCCUCUACAGGAAAGAAAAAAAAUUGAAGGAAGCUGCAGUUUACUUGAAGGAAGCUGGAAAAAAUGGCAAUCACAGAGCUGACUUUGAUUAUGCAGAAGUUAUGAUGAGGCUUUCCAGAGGGAGUUUCGAUUAUUUAGGACACUUGCAGCGAAUGUUUGAGAAAUGCGAGAACGUCAAUUUCAAGCAGACGAUUCUUCUGCACAUAUCCAUGCAGUCUUAUUACAAGAAAACCGACCUGGACAGCGCCCUAAAGAAUUUAUUGAAAGCUAUCGAGCUCAAUCCUGACAGCAAACAAUUGAUGAAUUUCAGAAACAUCAGCGUCGACUGGAACGAGUAUCUGAAUAUUUUCGAUCUGGUCUCUGACGUUUUGCUGCCAUUGUACUUAAAACGGCGUCAAGAACUGUCAGCCGAUAUGAAAGAUGUUGUAAAAUCGUUGAAACAUCAUUGUGAAAAACAAAGAAACGAACUCUCCGCGUCUUUUCAAGGGAUGACAUUAUAAACGCCGCGGUUUCGCGAUUUAACUUAAUGUGAAUUAUUUUCAUUGGCUUAUUUUUCUAUUUUGUGUACCUAAAAGGUUUAUAAAGCUAUUGUUAACAAUUUGUGUGCUACUGAUAUUUUGACCAUUGCUAUCAGUAUUCUUAUCAUGCAUCAGUGAUUUCACGAUUGCCUAUGUUAAGGAGCUCCACUUUUAUGUAGUAGUUGCAGAUAAUAUACUAUAUACCAAAAUGAAUACAUUGCUACAUUCAUGCAUACGUUAUAAUUUGGUUUUUUGUUUAAUUAUGUUAAUCGAAAUUGUUUGAAAAUCGAAUCGAUAAUUGAGCAAUAAAGUUAUUCUAAAUGGACAUUA